AUGCUCGCUGCACUUCGUGGGGCAGCGCAUACAACGCGAAAGUCUUUCAGAGCAUUCUCCUCGACGACAAGUUUGGCCAAUGCCACCAAAAAAGAUGCAGAGUCUUUCAGACUACUGCGCAACAUGGUUAACGCAGCCGCCCAAAAUAGUCAAUCUGCUACUUUCAUCCAGAACCCCAACUCCCAAUACAGAUCUUUCGAAUACAAUACGUUCAUCACACCCGACAGGCUCAAGUACAACAACGUUCUUAAAACCGAACGACGACAUCUCACAAGACCAAAAGUUGGCCCUUCGAAACGCGAGGCUCGAAAAGCGGAUCCCUUUUACCAAUUAAAUAUAGACCCCCUCGACAUGGCCCUCAACCCCUUCGUUCUGAACAAUUAUGUUUCCGAUAUGGGAAAAAUUUACGGCCGCAAUGUCACUAACCUCACCAUGAAAAAUCAGAGAAGGCUCGGGAAGGCCAUUAGGAGAGCAAAAAUGAUGGGUGUCAUUCCGGUUCUUAGUAAACGAAACAUUUUGCAAAAUGGGGUUUCCAAUUACCGUGGCUAG
Molecule: messenger RNA, 549 nt
Organism: Marasmius oreades (fairy-ring Marasmius)
Lineage: Eukaryota; Fungi; Basidiomycota; Agaricomycetes; Agaricales; Marasmiaceae
Exons: 3
Coding region: 1-549 (182 amino acids)
Biological process (GO): mitochondrial translation
Cellular component (GO): mitochondrial small ribosomal subunit; ribosome
Molecular function (GO): small ribosomal subunit rRNA binding; structural constituent of ribosome
Source: RefSeq, a predicted model, not a curated record